Messenger RNA from Scomber japonicus (chub mackerel), 696 nucleotides. Its product is annotated as docking protein 4-like. Bases 1 to 696 code for a protein of 231 amino acids. Gene Ontology annotation, biological process: cell surface receptor protein tyrosine kinase signaling pathway; positive regulation of MAPK cascade. Gene Ontology annotation, cellular component: cytoplasm. The transcript is spliced from 6 exons. The record is from RefSeq and is a predicted model, not a curated record. Lineage: Eukaryota; Metazoa; Chordata; Actinopteri; Scombriformes; Scombridae.
AUGAGGAUCUAUCGGCGUUGCUGGCUGGUGUUCAAGAAGUCAUCCAGUAAAGGACCUCGUCGUCUGGAGAAAUAUCCUGAUGAGAAGUCUGCUUAUAUCAGAGCCUGUCCUAAGGUGACAGAGAUUAGCAACGUGAAGAAUGUGACACGGUUGCCACGGGACACCAAGCGUCAGGCUGUGGCCAUUGUGUUUACAGACGACACCUCGCGCACCUUCACCUGUGAAUCAGAGCUGGAUGCAGAGGACUGGUUCAAGACGUUAUCAAUCGAGUGUCUGGGAACACGGCUCAAUGACAUCAGUAUGGGGGAGCCGGACCUCCUGGCAGCUGGGGUGCAGUGCGAACACACAGAGCGUUUCAACGUGUUCCUCCUCCCUUGCCCCAACCUGGACAUCUAUGGGGAGUGCAUGAUGCAGAUCACCCACGAGAACAUCUACCUGUGGGACAUCCACAACCCUCGCACCAAGCUGGUCACCUGGCCACUCUGCUCCCUGCGGCGCUACGGGCGUGACGCCACCCGCUUCACCUUCGAGGCCGGACGGAUGUGCGACAGCGGUGAAGGCCUCUACACCUUUCAGACCAGAGAGGGAGAGCAGAUCUACCAGAGAGUUCACUCCUCCACACUGGCUAUCGCUGAGCAGCACAAGAAAGUCCUGCUGGAGAUGGAGAAAAACAGUAGGGUGAGGCUACCUGGAUAA